Molecule: messenger RNA, 966 nt
Organism: Racocetra fulgida
Lineage: Eukaryota; Fungi; Glomeromycota; Glomeromycetes; Diversisporales; Gigasporaceae
Source: the annotation of a GenBank genome assembly
AUGAACGGACAAGGUCAAUUAAGUUUAUUGGUUGAUAAUCAGCCAGCCCCUCGUGUUUGCGUUUUUAUUAAUUCUAUUAACGAUCCCGAGAUUCAAAAAGAGAUUAACGAUCCCGUGAUUCAAAAAGAGAUUAACGAUCCGCAGUUAAUUAAUCUUCCGUUCCCUCCAAAAAUCAAUCCUCAUGACCUGGUUGUUCCACGUUCUGAUGGUCAUGUCUCUAGGCCUCCUAAUACCUUUAUGAUCUAUCGUAAACGAUUUGUUGAAACUGCUCGUGCAGCCGGUUAUAACUUGCCAAUGAAUAUUAUCUCUUCAAUGGCAUCUAAAUCAUGGGAAAAUGAAUCAGAUAAUGUUAAAAAAGAAUAUAGGAGAAUCGCGAGAGAAGCUUUUGAUUAUUUUAAUGAAUUAUUUCCUAAAACCAAGCCUAAAAAAAAAAGGGACCAAUGGAGAAAUGUUUCAUUUGACAAAUUUACCUAUAAAACUAAGAUUCCAAAAUCUUUAAAAUCGGUUAAUAAUGAUAAAUCUACAAAACUAACAGAAUUCGAAAUUGUUCUUAAUCAUGAUUUAUCGUUUCCUGAAAUGCCCGGUGAUUUAAAUGAUAUCAAUUCUUUGAAAUUAAACCCUAACUUUUUUGUUGAUAGGACUGAUUUAUUUGAUAAUCAAAAUGCCUACCCAAGUCCUGAUAUAUCCCUAGCUGCUAGAAGUAAUAGUUCACCUGGUAUAGAUAAAGAAUCCGAAUUUAAUUCAGAACCUCUUACUGCUCAAAAUUUUUGUCAUUUUAUGGGUGGUGAUAUUAAUGAUACUUUGAUUGUUGACACUUUAGGUUUCUCUAACGAAACUCCAAAGACAAGUCCAUUUGGAACAUUUGAUACUCAGAACACAUGCGUUUUAAAUGAUUUUAUCAAUUUCGAUAAUUUCAGUGAGAUGAAUGAGAUGUCUUAUGAGCAAUUGCCAUUCAAUUCUUACUAA